ACUUGUGAUUUAUAAGUAGCGGUUCACACCAUCUCUAAAUAUGCAGAGAGGAAACCUCUCUAGUAUAUGUAUACAUACUGAGAACAAUGUUGCACCAUUUUAUAUAUUAGUUGCAUAGCGUAGUUGUACGUACACAUAAAUCAGUAACUAAUAAAUUAUAGACUUGUCAGAAAAAGUUAUUAAGUAAAAGUUAUUUGCAAUUGAUAGUUACACUUUACAUAUGUAUGUACAUUUACAGAAGUACUCUAAAUGUAGCUAAAUCGAUUAGAUGUAAUUUGAAAACAAAACUAUUCAGUAAUAUAGUUAGGUUAUCUGUGAUUAGAACAUGUGUUAUAAAAAUAGAACAUAGUUGACAUAAACUUAUGUUUUUAUAAGAAUUAAUAUGUUCCGGCCGGCAAGGAGCUUGUUACGCUCUUUAAAUCGUAUCAAAGAAUGCCGUACAGUGCAUGUUAAUAGUCAAAAUUUAUCAGAAAUUACAGAAUAUGAAUCUGUUAUCUCAGAUGAGUACAAAAGAGGACCUUCAGAAGGCAGGGCACUUUAUCUAGAUGCUCAAGCAACUACACCACUGGAUCCACGAGUAUUGGAUAAGAUGAUGCCUUUUCUUACGGCAUAUUAUGGAAAUCCACAUUCCAGAACUCACAUGUAUGGAUGGGAAACAGAAGCUGCUGUUGAACUUGCUCGUAAACAAAUAGCAAACUUAAUAAAUGCAGAUAGCAAAGAAAUUAUAUUUACAUCUGGAGCCACAGAAUGUAAUAAUAUAGCUGUUAAAGGCGUUGCAAGGUUCUACAAAGAAAGAAAGAAUCAUAUUGUGACAACUCAGAUAGAACACAAAUGUGUAUUAGAUUCUUGUAGAGCUUUGCAAGCAGAGGGAUUUGAAGUAACUUAUAUUCCAGUAAAUGCAAAUGGUCUUAUUGAUCUUAAUCAAUUAGAAGAUGCAAUAAGGCCAACUACUUCUUUAGUUUCUAUUAUGAUGGUGAAUAAUGAGAUUGGUGUGCGACAACCAAUCGAAGAAAUUGGUGCUAUUUGUAGAAAAAAGAAAGUGUUCUUUCACACAGAUGCAGCCCAAGCAAUUGGCAAAAUCCCAAUUGAUGUUAAUGCUAUGAAUAUUGAUUUAAUGUCUAUUAGUGGUCACAAAAUAUAUGGUCCAAAAGGAGUUGGAGCAUUAUAUGUGAGGAGGAGACCAAGGGUACGUGUAGAAGCAAUCCAAAGUGGUGGUGGACAAGAAAGAGGUAUGAGAAGUGGUACUGUUCCAGCACCUUUAGCAGUAGGCCUAGGGGCAGCUUGUGAUUUGGCACAAACAGAAAUGGAGUAUGAUCACAAAUAUAUCACAAUACUUUCAAACCGGUUGAUUGAUAAAAUAAUGUCAAAUUUACCACAUGUUAUACAUAAUGGAGAUCCAGUAGCUUGGUAUCCUGGAUGUGUAAAUUUGUCUUUUGCAUAUGUAGAAGGAGAAUCUCUAUUAAUGGCUCUAAAAAAUGUUGCUUUGAGCAGUGGUUCUGCUUGCACUAGUGCAAGUUUGGAACCUAGUUAUGUUUUAAGAGCAAUUGGAACAUCAGAAGAUCUAGCACAUUCUAGUAUCAGAUUCGGUAUUGGUCGCUUUACAACUAUCGAAGAAAUCGAUUUUACUGCAGAAAAUACGAUUCGACACGUUAGAAGACUUCGAGAAAUGAGCCCAUUAUGGGAGAUGGUCGAAGAAGGAAUUGAUUUGAAAACUAUUAAAUGGACUCAGCAUUAGUGAUGCUUUGUUACACAGCUUCAACUAUGUGGAUUUAAUGUACAAUGUUGACUGUGAGUCAUAUACAUAGAUUAAGUCUAAUUAAGUAAAAUAUCUUUCAAUAUCUAAUAAAUGUUUAUUUAAAAUUC
Messenger RNA from Bombus huntii, 1863 nucleotides. RefSeq names its product cysteine desulfurase, mitochondrial (gene Nfs1). Gene Ontology annotation, cellular component: cytosol; mitochondrion; nucleus. Gene Ontology annotation, molecular function: cysteine desulfurase activity; pyridoxal phosphate binding. The transcript has 10 exons. Gene Ontology annotation, biological process: [2Fe-2S] cluster assembly. NCBI's taxonomy places the organism in Eukaryota, Metazoa, Arthropoda, Insecta, Hymenoptera, Apidae. Bases 383 to 1735 code for a protein of 450 amino acids. The record is from RefSeq and is a predicted model, not a curated record.